GCGGCCCCUCGGCGGCGGGGCCGGGCCGGGCGCUGCCGGCCGGUCCGGUUUGCUUCUCCUCGCGUUCGGAACCGUCAGCGGCGCUCCCUGAUGGGCGGCUCUGGGGUGCGAGGUACUGCAGCUGUUCCUCGUUCCGCAGCGGGCUCUGUGGGGCAGCAAUUACUCCUCCGUGCGUGGGCGGUGAUAAAUGGCCCCCCAGUUCAUAAGCAGAUACUGUUCCUGAAAACAAGAGGAAACAUGGUUUAUAUAGCGAAUGAAGCUUAAAUUCCUGGACCAAAAAUUGAGGGCCUUUUUUCAUGAAGGAUGGCAACGCCAUAUGUUCCUGUUCCUAUUCCUAUUGGAAGUUCAUCAUCCAGCUUUACAAACAGAAACCAAAGAAGUUCUUCCUUUGGGAGCAUUUCAACAAGUUCGAGCUCCUCGAAAGGACAGCUGGAGGACUCUACAGUUGAUAGUUUUAAAAAGAUGAGCGUGCCUGACCAGAUUGGUUCCACGUCAUCUGCGUGUAGCAGUCCCCUUGUUAGGACUAAAUUUACAGGUCUGGAUACAUCCAUAGAAUACAGUACACAGCCUGUAGAAGAAAUAGAGCAGAAUGAAGAUUCCAGGACCUGGGAAGAUCGACCAUCCACACCUACUAUUCUGGGCUAUGAGGUGAUGGAGGAAAGGGCAAAAUUCACUGUAUACAAAAUACUGGUGAAAAGAAAUCCAGAGGAAAGCUGGGUGGUUUUCAGACGGUACACAGAUUUCUCCAGGCUUAAUGACAAGCUAAAAGAUAUGUUUCCAGGCUUUCGGUUGGCCCUUCCGCCAAAGCGCUGGUUUAAGGAUAAUUACAAUCCUGACUUCUUGGAAGAUCGACAGCUGGGGCUGCAGGCAUUCCUCCAGAACCUAGUAGCUCACAAAGAUAUUGCUAACUGCCUUGCAGUGAGAGAAUUUCUUUGUCUGGAUGAUCCUCCGGGUCCUUUUGACAGUCUAGAAGAGAGCAGGGCUUUCUGUGAAACUCUGGAGGAAACAAAUUAUCGCUUACAAAAAGAACUGCUUGAAAAACAAAGGGAGGUUGAAUCACUGAAGAAAUUAUUAACUGAAAAGCAACUUCAUAUUGAUGCUGUUGAAAGAAGAAUUAGGGAUUUAUCUUUAGGAAACAUGACUCGUCAAAUGUCAGGAGAAGAAAGUGAGUGCAGUGGUGAGGUGGAGUCUUCUGCAGUAGAAGCAGACCAGGGUACCCUGGGUGAGGACAGCUGCUCAGACAAAGAGAACCACAAGCCAUGCUGGAGUGGCUCUUUGGCUGGAAAUUCUGUCCCAGAAAUUGAAGUUGCUGAAGUUGCCUAUACCACGGAUGAAGAAUAGCUGAGCAGCAGCGGCUGUUAUCUGGGAAAGGUCCAUGUUAAGGGUGUAUCUGUGGGUAGGAUCAUAGAGUAGCUGUGAAGAAUUCACAGCAAAGAGCAAGAAUGCACAUAUUGAAUGUUUACAUAAAUCCUUACAAAUUAUUAAUGUAAGAAAUAUAUCCAGUGCUGCUUUGAUUUCAGUUUUUAUCUAGCCUUUAUGUAUUUAAUAUAUUGAAGUCUAAUAAGGGCUAAAAUCAGCUAAAGUUUAGAUAGUGUAUAUACACAAUUUGGCUGACUUUCCUAGCAGAAUGACAAAAGGUUUCACAUUAAAUCAUGGAACAUAUCUAAUUCAUAUUGCCACCAUUGUGACAUAUUCGAUGUGUUCCUCUGUUUGGUAUUUGUGUUUUCUUACAGCCAUAAAAUAAUGCUUGCUGAAGUAAAAAUGGACUCAUUUGUGUAUAGGAAUGGAGAAUGUGUUGGUUUUAAAUUCUAAAGUUGAAGAAAGUUUCUCUGGAAGUUUUAUGCAAUGUAAUAGGAAAACUUCCAGUACCAAAAGAAAAGUAGUUACAAAAUGAGAUAUAGUUGGACAUUGUCAAAUGGUCAUUUUUGCUGAAAGAACUGAUCUGAGACCCCCAAAACACUGUGUAUUUUCAUCCCAAGAUAGCAUGCUGUAAUACCUUUUGUUCAGUAAUGCUGCUUUGAAAAUCUGGGAUACCUUUAUCAUAUACAUUUAACAACAAGAUCUAUAAAUUUGCCUUUUUCUCAGAACACUACCUCUUGCCACCUUGCUAAUGCAUUCAUGUUUGUUUAAAAAUAUUCCAGAUGAUAUGGAGGCUGUUGAAAGACUUGUAAAGAAGCCAUAUUUUUUCCUGCACAGUUCAUAACUAGAUUGAAUCUAGUUCCAGUGUAUUUUUGUUUCAAUAUAUUGUACACAUGGGGAUGUUGGUACCUAUGUUGUAUAGCCUAUUUUUCAAAAUGUAUUAAGACAGGAGAUGCACUUUAUAAUUAAGACUCCAUUGUGCCAAGUUUGGUUGGCUAAUUGGUUGAGAAAUGGGAGUUACAGGGAGAGGAUUAUGUAGUGCCUUUUUGUAUUUUACUUGUUCAUUGCUGCAGAAUUUUGUUACAGUGCUCUGGGUCAAUUCUGUGGAAUCUUUGAUACAGCAUUUUUCUGUUCUUCACUUAUUUACUGAAAGUGCCUUGUUUUAUUAUGCUUUUCCAAUAGAAAGAAUGCUGUUUUCUUGUUUUGUUUUGUUGGUUUUUGUUUGCCCUAUACCACCCACAUCAUUGUUUAAUAUUGUCAAUAUGCAGUGUCUUUGUGCUGGAGUUUUCAAAGGGAGCUUUGUACUUCAGGCUAUGCAUACAAUGACCUUUAUGCAGAACUGUAUAAACCUUCCUGGUGAAAUAAAACUAUGGACAAAACA
This is a messenger RNA of Lonchura striata (white-rumped munia), 2740 nucleotides long. RefSeq names its product sorting nexin 16 (gene SNX16). Gene Ontology annotation, molecular function: phosphatidylinositol binding. The record is from RefSeq and is a predicted model, not a curated record. Gene Ontology annotation, biological process: protein targeting to lysosome; endosome to lysosome transport; early endosome to late endosome transport. Gene Ontology annotation, cellular component: early endosome; late endosome. Lineage: Eukaryota; Metazoa; Chordata; Aves; Passeriformes; Estrildidae.